AUGCCCGUUGUCAGAAGUCUUGUCAGUGAUAAGAAAUAUCAGGUCAAGGUUCUGACCCGUAACGCAUCAUCUCGACGUGCCCAAGAAUUGUACGGACUCGAAAAUGUGGAAUUAUUCGGAGGAACUCUAGCCAACGAGACAACCCUUUAUAACGGUCACCGCGGUUGUUAUGGGGCAUUUGUCAAUAUUGAUGGGUUCAACACUGGCGAGAAGGCAGAAAUGUUUUGGGCAAUUCGCAUUUAUGAAAUUGCCAUUAAGGAAGGCCUCAAGUUCUUUGUAUAUGGGAACUAUGACUAUGCGCUCAAAGCAGGAGCUUAUAAUUCGAGGUAUCGGUGCGGACAUUUAGACGGAAAAGGAAGAAUUGGAGAGUGGAUUCUGUGGCAAAACACGACAAACAUGGACAGAAUGGAUGCAGCUCUAUUUACGGGAGGGCCAUACAUUGAUAUGAGUGUCAGUGGUGCAACCAUGAUGUCGCCAACCAUCGAAGACGGUAUCGUCACCUGGCGCAUUCCAGUUGGCGACGUUGCCGUGCCUUUCGUUGCCCUUCAAGACUGUGGCUAUUAUGUCCGUUGGAUGUUUGACAACCCUAGACGGGCCAGUGGGAUGGAUCUUCGGACUGCGAUCGCACAUAUUAGCUUUCACGAAAUGGCCGCCGCUUUUGAACGUGUUACUGGCCGCCCUGCACAGUAUAUCGAAAUGUCAAUAGACGACUACUGGGCGUUAUAUCGGGACAUUGCUGAUUUACCGACCGCCUACAAUGCUGAUCCCGAUGAUGCUAGUACAAUGUCCACCAAGGAUAAUUUCACUGGCUUCUGGAACUUUUGCAAAGAUGAUCUCAUGAAAAGAGAGUAUGCUAUUCUGGACGAAAUCCACCCGAAUAGAAUCAGGACUGCCGAACAAUGGUUCCGUAUAGAAGAGGCCAAUGGUCAAGCUUCUGGGAAGGGAAGUCUCUGGGAUAGAGUUCAGCCUGAAAAUCUACUGGAAGUUCUGAAACGAGGUGAAGAUGGGGACCAAGGGACUUUGCAACAAUGUCUUGAAGCUACUAUUGAUAUGGGCACAGCGAUACCAAAUGCCUCGAAACUAUCGUCUUUUAUCAGUGGUCGGUAG
Molecule: messenger RNA, 1107 nt
Organism: Trichoderma harzianum CBS 226.95
Lineage: Eukaryota; Fungi; Ascomycota; Sordariomycetes; Hypocreales; Hypocreaceae
Exons: 1
Coding region: 1-1107 (368 amino acids)
Source: RefSeq, a predicted model, not a curated record